AUGUUUGCCCCUGACCCUUUUAAACAGGGGAAGGAGGUCUAUAGAGUAUAUCAAAUUGAAUAUACAUCACUGACAGACAGACAGGCAGGCAGACAGACGGGAUGUACAGCGUGUACAUAAAUAAAUCAUUGGGACAGUGCUAUAACGUUAAUGCAUACAGAGGUAUUAUAAUUAUAAUAGAUCAAAAGCUGAUGCCAUUACAGUGCGGCUCCUAUCCCGUGUCACUGCUCAUCUUUAUGUUGCUUCAUUAUUGAGUUAUGGCAUGCAUAAUUUAACAUGGAGCGCUAUGGAUCCUUCUUCACUCAGAUGGAGAUGGUAUGCUGCCCAGAUUAUAGGACCAUGUAUACGGGGCGAUCUCUCGCUCUCUUUACAGCUCUUCUUUCUGUUGCUCUCUUUCUCUCUCUCUUUCUCUCUCUCUCUAUCCCAUCUGUCUGUCACUCUCUUUCUAUCACUCUUUCUCUCUAUCACUCUCUCCCUCUCUCUUUCUCUCAAGUAAGUGUGUGUCUUUGUAUGUGUGUAUGCAUGUAAAUCUGUUUGUAACUGUGUGUGCAUGCUUGCGUGUGUCCGUGUGGGUGUGGGUGUGUUUUUCAGCUCUGUGGCCCCACUCUGACUACAGCUUUGUGUUGGUGGCCUGUACCUCAGUGGGCUGUGGAGCUAGUCAGCCAUCUACAGGACGCACUCUGCAAGACGCUCCAGCAAGUACACACAGGCAUACAUACACACACACACAUUAGAUGUUCCAUUUUUCUUUAUUUAGAGGGGUUGGAAGGGCUACGCGCGCGCGCGCGCUCGGGCGCUGGCGAUCUCAGGAAGCGAGAGAGCGCGCGAGAGGAGAAGCCGCAGCGAGCGAGGGAGUGGCAGAGAGUUAGGGGAGAGGAGAGAGCGGCGGGAGAGAGAGAGAGGUGGAGAGAGAAGAGCGAGAUGAAAGCGAGAGAGCGAGUUAGUGAGAGAGAGGCGAGAAAGGAGAGAUAGAGAGAUAUAAGCUCUCUCUCUCCUCUUAAGCUCUCUCUCUGCUCUUAAAGCGGCUCUAGAUUUCAUCUCUCUCUCUCCUCUCUCUCUCUCUCUCUCUCUCUCUCUCUCUCUCUCUCUCUCUUCUCUCUCUCUCUCUCUCAAUUUUCAAUUUAAGGGGCUUUAUUGGCAUGGGAGACAUAUGUUUACAUUGCCAAAGCAAGUGAUAUAGAUAAUAAACAAAAGUGGAGGAAAUAAUGAACUGUAAACAUUACACUCACAAAAGUUCCAAAAAAUAAAGACAUUUCAAAUGUCACAUUAUGUCUAUAUACAGUUUUGUAACAACGUGCAAAUAGUUAAAAAAAUAAAAUAAAUAAAUAAACAUAUAUAUGGGUUGUAUUUACAAUGGUGUUUGUUCUUCACUGGUUCUGGUCUCUCUCGCUCUCGUUCUCUCUCUCUCUCUCUCUCUCUGAGGAAUCACCUCUGUGUUUGUGUCAUUUAAUGACUUCAUAUUUGACUGGCGUAUGACAGAUGACACACGCAUGAUCAAACACAUGGUAAACCAUCAGAUUCAAUCCGAUGAUCGGUUUGUUCGCACACACUCUCCCAUUUUGAUUUAUUCAUUUAUUUUUAUUUAAGCUUUAUUAACCUAGGUUAGUUUUACUGAGAUUGCAUGUGGUUCCCAAGAGGGAACAGGUUAAAGACACUUUGACAUGAAAUAUACCGGUACAUCUAGGCCUUGGAUCAUUCUUAGUUUCUUUAUGGACUCAGAGAUCAAUCUGAGCCCUGAGUUGAUUUGAAUUUAAUUUAAUUACAUUUAAUUGGAUUGGAUUGAAUUGACACUAAUUGUCACGUUGCUCUCAAUGUAUAAGUUAUUGUGUCCUAUCUAAGAGCUCUUACAGUGGCUUGCGAAAGUAUUCACCCCCUUGGCAUUUUUCCUAUUUUGUUGCCUUACAACCUAGAGUUAAAAUUGAUUUUUUUGGGGUUUGUAUCAUUCGAUAUACACAACAUGCCUACCACUUUGAUGAUGCAAAAUAUGUUUUGGGGUGAAACAAACAAGAAAAAAUACAAAAAAACUGAAAACUUGAGCUUGCAUAACUAUCCCCCCCCCCCCCUCCAAAGUCAAUACUUUGUAGAGCCACCUUUUGCAGCAAUUACAGCUGCAAGUCUCUUGGGGUAUGUCUCUAUAAGCUUGGCACAUCUAGCCACUGGGAUUUUUGCCCAUUCUUCAAGGCAAAACUGCUCCAGCUCCUUCAAGUUGGAUGAGUUCCGCUGGAGUACAGCAAUCUUUAAGUCAUACUACAGAUUCUCAAUUGGAUUGAGGUCUGGGCUUUGACUAGGCCAUUCCAAGACAUUUAAAUGUUUCCCCUUAAACCACUCGAGUGUUGCUUUAACAGUAUGCUUAGGGUCAUUGUCCUGCUGGAAGGUGAACCUCCGUCCCAGUCUCAAAUCUCUGGAAGACUGAAACAGGUUUCCCUAAAGAAUUUCUCUGUAUUUAGCGCCAUCCAUCAUUCCUUCAAUUCUGACCACUUUCCCAGUCCCUGCCGAUGAAAAACAUCCCCACAGCAUGAUGCUGUCACCACCAUGCUUCACUGUGGGGAUGGUGUUCUCUGGGUGUUAAGAGGUGUUGGGUUUGCGCCAGACAUAGCGUUUUCCUUGAUGGCCAAAAACCUAAAUUUUAGUCUCAUCUGACCAGAGUACCUUCUUCCAUAUGUUUGGUGAGUCUCCCACAUGCCUUUUGGCGAACACCAAACGUGUUUGCUUAUUUUUUUCUUUAAGCAAUGGCUUUUUUUCUGGCCACUCUUCUGUAAAGCCCAGCUCUGUGGAGUGUAUGACUUAAAGUGGUCCUAUGGACAGAUACUCCAAUCUCUGCUGUGGAGCUUUGCAGCUCCUUCAGGGUUAUCUUUGGUCUCUUUGUUACCUCUCUGAUUAAUGCCCUCCUUGCCUGGUCUGUGAGUUUUGGUGGGCGGCCCUCUCUUGGCAGGUUUGUUGUGGUGCCAUAUUCUUUCCAUGAUUUAAGAAUGGAUUUAAUGGUGCUCUGUGGGAUGUUCAAAGUUUCUGAUAUUUUUUUAUAACCCAACCCUGAUCUGUACUUCUCCACAACUUUGUCCCUGACCUGUUUGGAGAGCUCCUUGGUCUUCAUGGUGCCGCUUGCUUGGUGGUGCCCCUUGCUUAGUGGUGCAGACUCUGGGGCCUUUCAGAACAGGUGUAUAUAUACUGAGAUCAUGUGACAUUUAGAUUGCACACAGGUGGACUUUAUUUAACUAAUUAUGUGACUUCUGAAGGUAAUUGGUUGCACCAGAUCUUAUUUAGGGGCUUCAUAUCAAAUGGGGUGAAUACAUAUGCACGCACCACUUUUCCGUUAUUUAUUUUUUAGAAAUUUUUGAAACAAGUUAUUUUUCUUCAUUUCCCCUUCACCCAAAUUUGGUAAAUUUUUUAUUAAAUUAAAAAAAAAUAAAAAAAAAAAUUAAAUUUUAAAAAAUGAAAAAAAAAAAAAGCCAAGGGGGGAAAUGUUGGGGGCAUGUAAAAAAACCCAAAACCCCAAAAAAUUUCAAAAUUUUAUUUAAAAAACCCUUUCAACCCAGGGGGGGGGGAAAAACCCCCCUAAAAAAAAAAAAGGGGGGGGGGGCCCCCCCCCCCCCCCAAAAAAAAAGGGGGGGAAAAAAAAGGGGGGGGGGGGGGGGGAAAAAAAAAACUUUGGGGGUUUUCCAAUUGGGUUUUUUUUUUUAAAAAUUGCCCGGGGAAAAAAAAAACAUGGUAUUUCCUAAAAUGGUGGUGUUGUGGUGGGGUUUAAAUUCCCUUGGCUGAAAAACAAUUUAUUUCCCUUUUCCCCAGGAAAAUUUUAUCUGGGGUUUCAUCCCCCAAUUUUCCCCCCUAAAACCCCCCUUUUUUCCCCUUUCUUUGAAACCCCCUUUUUCUUUUUUUCCCUUUUUCCCCUUUUCCCCUUUUCCCCCCUUUUUACUCCCCCGGCCCCCCCCCUUUUCUUUUUUUGGGGGGGGGGGGAAAAAAAAAAAAAAAAAAAAGGGGGGAAAGGGGGAAAGGGGAAAAAGGAGGGGGAAGGGGGAAAAGGGGAAAAGGGGGGGGGGGGGGGGGAAAAAAAAAAAAGGGAAGGGUUGGUGAUUUUAAAAGAAAUUUUUAAUUUUUUAAAGAAAAAAGUGCAAACAAAAAAGGGUUUUUAAGGGUUUUGUUUGGGGAACCUUGAUUUGGGCUGUUUUUUUUCGGGGGGGGUUUUGGAAAAAAAAAAUUUUUUAAGUCGCAUUAAAAAUUUUUGGGGGGUUUUAUAAAAAAAAUUUUUUUUAAUUUUUGGCCCCAAUCUCCUCUCUUUUUCUUCACCCAAUUUAGCAUCACGGGGAAUUUAAAAAGAGCCGGCCCUAUUAUCCUAGAGUGGGUGUGUUGGUGGGGUGUGUGUGUGUAAAAGGGUCGCUCCAUGGUCAUUGUUUUAUAAAAUGUGGAUGCUGUCAUUCCCUCCCCCAGAGAAAAAGGGUUUUUGUGAUGACGGGGUUUAAACCCUUCCCCCGUUCCCCCCUGGGAACACACCACAAACCAAAUUAUAACACUUUCCUUGAUAUCCCCGACUUUUUUUUACAUUAUUAAUUCCGUCUGUUUGCAUUUUUCCUAACUAUAAACCUCUCUACUACAAACCUCUCUGUCUCUUUCUUUCUCUUCCCUUUCUCUCUAUCGCCUCCCCCCCUCCCCCCUUUUCCCCCUUUUUCCCCCCCCCCCCCCCCACCCCCCCCCCCCCCCCCCUUUCCCCCUCCCCCCCUUCUUCCCCCCUUUCUCUGUGUGAUAUAAUCGCAGUAUCUAUAUGAAACAUGUGACAGAGUGACAAAUCAGUGGUUUUAAUGUGUUUCAGUGUGCUGGUCUAACCCUCUGCAUAACUGGUAAUGGGCCUGUUUAAAGCGGCCUGCGCUGGAACAAUAGUUAAUGUACAGCUAUUAAUGUGUGUGUGUGGACUUUAUAGAGAAUUAAAGGCUUUUAAUGUUAAAUGUGUCCCACUUACACAGCUAAUGUAGGCCUUAACACCCGCGGCCCUCUGCCUUUAAAAAGGCAAAUCUGUCUUCUGAUGUCAUUUAUUUGUGUGUGUGUGUGUGUGUGUGUGUGAGCGAGAGAGAGAGAGAGGCUUUGGAGGCUUUCUUUAAGUGCGGUCACAUUAUCACACUCACAGGCGCAUGCAUACACACACACACACUCAUAUUAAUAUGUAGAGGAUAUUAGCGCAGUAUUUAUGGUGGGGCUAUGAGGGGUCAGCUGGUUUAUAGUCCUCUAAGGGGUCACUGCUUGUUGUACUGCUGUAAAUGGCUCCUUCAAUGAUCACGCUAAGAAAAAAGUAUUAAAUACCCUUAAUUUAAAUACCCGGAAUAGGGAAGCUGCUUUAUAUAAACAUCAUGAUGAAUUUAUUAUAUACAGUAUAAUGUUUCACCUCUUCUCUGUCUAUGUCUGUGACAGUGUCUGUGUCUGUGUGUCUGCCCACCAUGUAACACACUAUUGACUAUCUCUCCCCUCCUCUCCUUAUCUCAUCUGACAGGUACAUCAUCCAGACACCGGUCUCCUCCCCUCUGGGAGUCCCGCCCCCUCAUAACGUACUGUCCAGUCUCCGCUCUCUCUCUCUUCGUCUCCUGGACACCCCCAGGUCUGUGGCUACACCCCUCUCUGUCUACCCCCUACUCCCAACCCCUUAUCUGGUUGUCCAGACAUGUAUGUGCUUCAGCCAACUCACUGCCAUGUUGGUUCAUUGUCAUUUCAAACAUAUAUGACAGCAAUUGUCAGGAGUUGGCUAAAGCAUGUAUUAUCUGGACUGGAGUCAGGUUUUCCCUAUGUGGGAAAGACUGCCCUAAUGCAGUGGUCCACCAAUGGGUACACUCUUAGAAAAAAAAGGUGCUAUCUAGAACCUGAAAGGGUUCUUCAACUGUCCCCAUAGGAGAACCCUUUGAAGAACCCUUUUUGGUUCAAAGUAAAACUUUAUUUGGUUUCCAUGUAGAACCCUUUCCCCAGAGCAUUCUACAUGGAAACCAAAAGAGUUCUAUCUGGAACCAAAAAGGGUUCUUCUAUGGGGACAGCCGAAUAACCGUUUUGAAACCCUGUUUUCUAAGAGUGUGGUGGCAAAGGCCCUGUAGGCUCAUAUAGGCUAUAAUGUAUGUGACUUUUCUAUGACAAAAUAAAUGUGACCCGCCCAACCUCUCAAUAAGGCUGCUUGUGAUCUCUGUCUCCUUUCUCUAACUCACUAGCCUCUGCCUCCACACACACACAAACACACACACACACACACACGCUAUGUUAAUUUUCCCAUCAGAGGUGCCUUUCCAUAAUUCACGCCAACUGUAGGCUGAUAGGUCAUUCAACAUUCAUGAGUUCCAGGAUGUAUUGAGAAUGGCCUGAUUAUCUUAACAAAUGAAAAAUUUAAAUUAUUCACCUUUCCUCAUAGCUUUCUCCCUCAGCAGAUGUAGCCUUCUACCGAGAUGCACACACACACACACACACAAAUACAUGCACACACACACACCCAGCCUGUAUUACGCCCUACUUUGAUCUCUGCCUGGCUGCCACAGAGGUUCAAUGGGGAGCUAUUCUUAAGUUCUAUUAUUUACAACUAAUCAGCAGCUUUACACUUUCCUACUUUCAACUCCACACAGAGCCUAAUCAGGACUAAUGGCAGCUGCAGCAGCCAGGAGAGACCCUUCAGUAGCGAUCUGUCACACACACAUUAACACACACAUUAACGCACACACAUUAACACACAAACACUAGCACACGCACACACAUAUGCUUGAACACACGCACAUAUUCACACACACAGACACACACACACUCCAAGCCCUGGGUCCAGCAGCUUAACCAAGCGUGAGAGACCAGGCAAUACUUCCCCUCUUUUAGAAUCAACCUGUAAUGACGCUAGAAUAGCCUGCCUAUGGAUGUGUCUGUGUGAUUUCCCCCAUAUCAGGCCCCUCUCAUAGUAAACACACAUAAUGAGAAGAUAAUAUUUAGAGAUGGAUUACUUCAGGCAGACAAUCAUAGCCAAAGCCUGCAUACACACACCCACAGCCAAACCCUCACAACAAAACAUCCACAGCCAAACUCUCUCUCUCUCUCUCUCUCUCUCUCUCUCUCUCUCUCUCUCUCUCUCUCUCUCUCUCUCUCUCUCUCUCUCUCUCUCUCUCUCUCACUCACUCACUCACUCACUCACUCACUCACUCACUCACUCACUCACUCUUCACUCACUCACUCUUCACUCACUCACUCACUCACUCACUCACUCACUCACUCACUCACUCACUCACUCACUCACUCACUCACUCACACACACACACACACACACACACACACACACACACAGACAUGCACAGAGGGUGAGAGGUGAUACGUCCAGCCCUGACCUCCCACAUCUCUUCCCACCUCUCUGCAGACAGACAGCCAUCUCUUGGUCCUGACUGUUCAUUGACUCUCUGAACUCAUCCAUCCCAGUAUCUCUGUGAUGCACUAUCCCUCUGACCAUGUUCAGCUCCUACUAAAUUACCCACAGUGCCGUAGUAAAUCCAGCAUCUGUGGUCAAAAGCAGGAUAAAUCAGAGAGCACUGAUUGGUCAAUAAAACGGAACCAGCAGAGCCCAAUUUAUUAGUCCCCCAUCGCCCAAACUGUCUUUUUUCCUCUAGAGCCUUUCUAAUCAUGAACCACCUAAUAAGCCAAAUCUCAAUAUUUACCACAAUCUAGUCUUCAGUUCUGUGUCUAGAAGGGGUGAUGCAGAUUUUCGUAUGUCUUUGAUCUGUGAGUUAACUUGCUAGCUAGCUACAGUACAUUCAAAUACAAAUACCCCCCAACAAGCCCAACAGACUCAUCACGUCAUACUUUAUACACAGGUAAUAACCAUUCAUACACAGGUAAUAACCACUCAUACACAGUCAUUAACUAUUAAUACACAGGUAAUAACCAUUCAUACACAGGUAAUACCUAUUCAUACACAUGUAAUAACCAUUCAUACACAGUCAAUAAUCAUUCAUACACAGGUAAUAACCAUUCAUACACAGUCAUUAACUAUUAAUACACAGGUAAUAACCAUUCAUACACAGGUAAUACCCAUUCAUACACAGGUAAUAACCAUUCAUACACAGUCAAUAAUCAUUCAUACACAGGUAAUAAACAUGUAUACACAGGUAAUAACAAUUCCAGAAUCUAUGCCAAGGUGCAUUGAAGCUGUUCUGGCAGCUUGUGGUGGCCCAACGCCCUAUUAAGAAACGUUAUGUUGGUGUUUCCUUUAUUUUGGCAGUUACCUGUGUGUUUGUUUGUGGUCAAGGUCAAGUAUGUGUUGUUGACUAGAGGUAUCUGUAUGCAGGGUCAGAGAGUAUCUAAGCCCUGAUAAGUCCUGUGGAAACAUCAUUAGCAUACAGGCUGAGGGAAGAAUCCUAACUUCACAUCCACACAAGGAAGUCCGACUUUAGUAAUCCAGACACAAAUGUCAAUGGGAUAUUUGCUCCAGAAUUGGAGUUACGUGUAAACAUUUAAAGUUAGGAUCUGAAAAAGUAUUCAGAUCAUGUCUGGUUGGGUUUGGACUCUGACAAGUGUGUGUGUGAACAAACACAACCAAAUGUGAUGAUGUCUGACUCUCACAUAUAAUGGGGGCUUGCUAUAGAUCUGAGAGGGCUUGCAUCAGCUAUCGACGAAGCAAAGGGGUGGAGGGAUGGGAGGGGGGUUGUUUGUUGUAUGUCAUCAAGUCUGGCUGUGUGUGGUAGUUUAGGGGCACCAUGUGAGCCAAGACAUGCGUACACACACACAUACACACACACACACACACAUACACACAUACACACAUACACACACACACACACACACACAUACACACACACACACACACACACACACACACACACAUACACACAUGCACAGUUCUGAUGCAGCUGGCACGAUUAGAGACUACCAUCCUUAUCUCCUUCUCCUCUCCCUUCUCUCUCGCUCUCUUUCCCUCCCUCUCUCAAUGUUCUCUCUCUCUCUUUGAGAUGAAUCUCAGGGUUAAUUUCCCUAACUCACUUCGUCUUCCUGUUUCCUGCCAGGUGACCAAUGGGGAUGCAGAGUAGCUGCUGGUGUUCAUCUGGUCCAAUGGGCCGCUAGAGUUCAUUGACGCCAGUGACGCCCUCCAGCCCUUCAGGCAAUACAAGUACAGGGAUACACGCCCACAACUCCCGGGGCUCUGUCACAAUGGAGGUGGGUCCAGAGGUCAUGGCUCCUUCUACUUUCUUACCUAC
Molecule: messenger RNA, 9179 nt
Organism: Coregonus sp. 'balchen'
Lineage: Eukaryota; Metazoa; Chordata; Actinopteri; Salmoniformes; Salmonidae
Source: the annotation of a GenBank genome assembly